This is a messenger RNA of Propithecus coquereli (Coquerel's sifaka), 1917 nucleotides long. It is a transcript of the gene GPR180, whose product is annotated as G protein-coupled receptor 180. The record is from RefSeq and is a predicted model, not a curated record. Bases 326 to 1648 code for a protein of 440 amino acids. The transcript is spliced from 9 exons. NCBI's taxonomy places the organism in Eukaryota, Metazoa, Chordata, Mammalia, Primates, Indriidae. Gene Ontology annotation, biological process: G protein-coupled receptor signaling pathway; response to pheromone.
AGUGGCAUGACGCGCAGAGACAAGGAGCGCGAUAAUUUUUCCGUAAACUGAAGCAACAUCCCCCUGAUUCCUCAUUAAAAGAAUAAAAAAGGGCGGGAACUAGCCGAAAGACAGGGGAAUGAUGGGGCGCUCUGAUCUACCGUCCCGCCCACUUCGGCUUCUCAUUGGUGAAUAUCCUUGGCUCGUGGCGGAGGAGCCCGCUUGAUUGGUUUUCAGUCUCCUAGAGGUGGGUCCGCUGUGCCGACCCCGCCCCCCAGCUGCCGACGUGGGGCCGGCAGUGCAGGCAGAUAGGAACCCGGGUGUCCGCCCGGAGGGUGAGGCGGCGAUGGGGGGGCUGCGGCUCCUAGCGGUGGCCCUCACGUGCUGCUGGUGGCCGCAGGGCGGCCAGGCUAAGACCCUGAGGGGCAGCUUCAGCAGCGCCGCGGCCCGAGACUCUCAGGGCCAGAGCAUCGGCCACUUCGAGUUCCACGGUGACCAUGCUCUUCUGUGUGUCAGAAUCAACAACAUAGCAGCAGCUGUUGGAAAAGAAGCUAAACUCUACCUAUUCCAAGCCCAGGAAUGGCUAAAACUGCAAGAGAGCAGUCAAGCUUAUAGCUGUAGUGAAAAAUUAUCCAAAGCUCAGUUGACAAUGGCCAUGAACCAGACUGAACAUAAUCUGACAGUGUCCCAGAUCCCUUCUCCACAAACGUGGCAUGUGUUUUACGCAGACAAGUAUACAUGCAGAGAUGACAAGGAGAAAUCUCAGGCAGAAGAUAUCCCAUUUGAAAUGGUAUUACUAAACCCAGAUGCUGAAGGGAAUCCAUUUAAUCAUUUUGGUGCUGGAGAAUCUGGGUUACAUGAGUUCUUUUUCCUCCUAGUCCUAGUGUACUUUGUGAUUGCUUGCAUUUAUGCUCAGUCAUUGUGGCAGGCUAUUAAGAAAGGAGGACCCAUGCACAUGAUUUUAAAGGUUCUGACAACUGCAUUGCUGUUACAAGCUGGUUCAGCUUUAGCUAAUUACAUUCAUUUCUCCAGUUACUCCAAAGACGGAAUAGGGGUACCGUUUAUGGGAAGUUUGGCAGAAUUUUUUGACAUUGCUUCCCAAAUUCAGAUGUUGUACCUACUAUUGAGUCUAUGCAUGGGUUGGACAAUAGUCAGAAUGAAGAAGUCUCAAAGCAGACCUCUCCAAUGGGAUUCUACCCCUGCAUCCACUGGCAUUGCAGUAUUUAUUGUCAUGACACAGAGUAUUUUGUUACUUUGGGAACAGUUUGAAGAUACCAGUCAUCAUAGCUACCAUUCACACCACAACUUAGCAGGGAUCCUUCUCAUCAUUUUAAGAAUUUGCCUCGCGUUGUCAUUAGGCUGUGGACUCUAUCAGAUCAUCACAGUGGAGAGGAGUACACUCAAGAGGGAGUUCUACAUUACAUUUGCCAAAGGCUGUAUCUUGUGGUUUUUAUGCCAUCCAGGUCUUGUAUGCAUUUCUAUCAUUUUUAGUGACUACCAAAGAGAUAAGGUUGUUACAAUAGGUGUUAUCCUUUGCCAAUCUGUUUCCAUGAUUAUUCUCUACAGACUCUUUCUGUCCCACAGUCUAUACUGGGAAGUUUCUUCACUUUCCUCAGUGACACUACCACUGACCAUAUCAUCUGGACACAAAAGUCGCCCUCAUUUCUGAUACUUGAUUUUUAUUGAGAGGAAAAGUGAAUUGGUUAAAAGAGUGCAAUAAGGAUCCAAAUACAGUGACUUUUUUUUUCAUACAUUUAGUAUGAAAAAUUAAAUAGCGAAAGCAGAGCAUAUUAUUUAUAUAACUGCAUUUAAGCAGUACCAGAACUGAAAAAAGGUAAUAAGUGAAAUGUUUCGAAUAUACUUAAACAAUAAACUUUCAAGAAAAAGUGUUGUUAUAAGGUAAUGAAGCAAUUUCUAUAUGGAAAUAAAUGUGAAAAA